AACUUUCCGACACAGCGGGCGGACACCCGCGGCUCGUACUUCAAACGUGAUCCCCACAGAAUCUAAUCCACUCCCUCCAAAAUCUAGGUUUAGGGUUUUCUCCGUUCCCCAAUUCUGGAGGCUUCUCCACUCUCUGCAUUGAACCCAAUGGCUGCCGUCUCUGCCACCUCGAUCAGGUUUGGAUCCACCUUCAAGCCCGCGAGCUGGAGCAGUAACCAGACAGGUGGAAGGAUUUCAAAUGUGAAGUUGGUCUCUAUGGGCAUAUCAAAGAGGAUCUUACCCUCCUUGAGGUCCUCACACUUCCACAUUUGCUGUGCGGCUAAGCCCAAAACUGUGGAGAAAGUUUGUGAGAUCGUGAAAAAGCAGUUGGCGUUGAAAGAUGAGAUAGUUCUCACUCCUGACUCCAAAUUUUCUGCCCUCGGUGCAGAUUCUCUGGACACGGUAGAGAUUGUGAUGGGUCUGGAAGAGGAAUUUGGCAUCACUGUGGAGGAAGAUAAUUCCCAGAACAUCACUACAAUCCAGGAAGCAGCUGACCUAAUAGAGAAGUUGGUUCAGCAGAAAGCCGAGGCAUAGAGAAUUAUAUAAAAUUUGUAGAGAGGGUUAUAGUGGAAAUUUUGGAUUAGUUUCAUGGUGAUUCAUAGACAUGUUACAUUAUUAACCAUUCAUACAUUCUUCUGGAAUUUAAACAAUUAUUUUGUGUCUGAGAGUUGUCGGCCCUCAGUCUUCAUCGGAAAACUAUGAUUGCUUGGUGAGUGCUGCUAGUAUAGGGGGAACUAAACCUAUUUCAUGCAAAUGUCAUCUGCUUAACUCCUUUUUGUGCUAA
This is a messenger RNA of Phoenix dactylifera (date palm), 823 nucleotides long. RefSeq names its product acyl carrier protein 1, chloroplastic-like. NCBI's taxonomy places the organism in Eukaryota, Viridiplantae, Streptophyta, Magnoliopsida, Arecales, Arecaceae. Gene Ontology annotation, biological process: fatty acid biosynthetic process. The record is from RefSeq and is a predicted model, not a curated record. Gene Ontology annotation, molecular function: acyl carrier activity.